UGAAAAUGGCAACGCUUUAAACGUAUCCGUCUGAAGUGAAAAAUUGACUGUCAACGAAAAUAGCCUUCUUUCCUUUUCAUUUUAAUUCAGAAGCAAACUAAUCGUGACUAUAAAAAAAUAGAAAACAAUGGAGUAAUGGGUUACAAUAUAAUUGUCUUCUUUUUUCUUCUCUUUUUUUCUCUGGCCAAUGCUGGGCUCAACUUUUACAUCAGUCAACAAGAAAGUUUCAGAGUGCUGGGUCUUGUAGCUGAAUUGGCAUAUGUUAGAGAUGGAAGCAUCAAUGAUGUUGCACAACAUUUUGUGGUACCUGUACCAUCCCACAUACAAGAACUUUGUUUUGUUUGGGUGAACGCUGAUUCCAAAGCAGUUAAAUACUCUAUUUUCACCAAGGAUAAUAGUAUGCAACCAGUCAACCAUGUUUCCUUGAAUAUUUCAAAUCAAGGUGUGGUACCGAGGGAACCACAGAUAUUCUGCCUACUUUUGCCUUGUAGCACCUAUUUGCCUUCAAAACUAGAAGUCUCCAUGAAAAUAAAUUUUACUUCCUUCAAUAAUGUGACAGUGUUGAAUGUUGUGAUGAAGAAAGAUUGCUCAUCAGAAGAUUUUAGAAAUGUUGACCAGGAUGUUCUAUCAAAAGUGAUUCCAGCAGAGGACUCCUCAUUUAUGCUGUUUGUGGCUGUUGGAAUAGCUUUUGGAGUCCUUGUAGUGUCACUAGCAGCUGCCUCUUGUUUUCUUUGCCCCAAGCACAAUUUAUGUCGUCAACAACCACAAAGAACUAUUGCACCCAACAAUGGUACAGCAGUGUAUUCACCUGUUCAAGCAUCUUGUACCGAAGAAGCGGGUGUAGCAACACUGUAUGUAAAUGAUCCAGCUGCUCAUCAAAUUGUCGCUGAGGAUAAACCAUCGUUCCGUCUUCAGCGGAACAAUAUUAUCAUUGGAAAAACUUUACUAGAGGGCACAUUUGGUUCCAUUUUUCAUGCAACUCUUCAAAUACCUGGGAUACCUCUUCAAGACGUCAUAGUCAAGACAGUCAAGAAUAACGCAGCGGAAACGCAAGUGAGGCUUAUGAUGGAAGAAGGGACAAGGUUCCAAGAUCUGAAACAUCAGAACAUUUACCCAUUGAUCGGUAUUGUUGAUGGCGAUGGAUGUCGACCGCUAUUGGUUUAUCCAUCUGUGACUUAUGGAAAUCUAAAACGAUGGUUAUUAUACUGCAGAGGAUCUCUAGAUGGAAGUCUACCACAUCCCCUUUGCACACAGGAUUUAGUGACUAUUGCACUGCACGUUUUACGAGGAGUUCAGUACUUGCACCAACAAAACAUCAUCCACAAAGAUCUGGCGACGAGAAACUGUGUAAUUGAUGACCUGUUUCACGUCAAGUUAACUGACAUGGCUUUAUCCCGAGAUUUCUUUCCUAAUGACUACCAUUGCUUGGGAGAUAAUGAGAAUCGACCGAUAAAGUGGAUGGCAAUGGAGUCACUUACUCGAAGGGAGUUUUCUACUGCUUCUGAUAUUUGGUCUUUUGGUGUGGUUCUUUGGGAAGUCACAACAUUGGCUCAGCAGCCUUACGUUGAAAUUGAUCCUUUCGAAGUCGGCCGAGUACUUCGGGAUGGAUAUAGACUUACACAGCCAGUCAAUUGUCCUGAUGAAUUAUAUGCAAUCAUGGCAUAUUGCUGGUCUUCUUCCAAAAGCGACCGUCCGACGGCACUUCAGCUAUAUCGUGAACUGCAUCAGUUUCAUCAAACGCUCAAUGAAUAUAUUUAAAUUCCAUGGCAACUAUUUGAGGUGAAAAACUGGUAAAGCGCGAUAACGAUUUUAAUUUCAGUCAACUUAUCUACCUUACCUACUGACAUACUCGUUAGCAUGUAGUAAAGUUAUUUUUUUUUAUAAAUAAUAAACAUCUAAAGUUUUCAUCUCUAA
Messenger RNA from Daphnia pulicaria, 1914 nucleotides. Its product is annotated as tyrosine-protein kinase RYK-like. Lineage: Eukaryota; Metazoa; Arthropoda; Branchiopoda; Diplostraca; Daphniidae. Gene Ontology annotation, cellular component: signaling receptor complex. Gene Ontology annotation, molecular function: ATP binding; protein kinase activity. Gene Ontology annotation, biological process: positive regulation of kinase activity; cell surface receptor protein tyrosine kinase signaling pathway; multicellular organism development. The coding region runs from base 136 to 1758 and encodes 540 amino acids. The record is from RefSeq and is a predicted model, not a curated record. The transcript has 10 exons.